AUGAUUCAAGGAGGAGAUGAUAUUGUUGAUCUCUACAACGCAUCAGCAAUUGGUUGUACAACCACAUUGAAAAGUUUGAUCGAGAAAGACCCACGCAUCCUUCAUAAAAUUUCUUUGAAAACUUUUACUGAAACUCCAUUACACAUAUCAGCUUUGCUUGGCCACCUUGAUUUCACUAAAACUCUUUUAACUCAAAAUCCUUGCCUAGUUGUCGAAUUAGACUCCCACAAACGUUGUCCCCUUCAUUUGGUUUCCUCUGAGGGCCACGAGGGCCACGUCGAGAUUGUUCAAGAACUAUUAACUAUAUAUGAAGAUGCAUGCUUGUUUCAUGAUCAAAAUGGGAGAAUUCCUCUCCACUAUGUAGCAAUGAGAGGACGAGUUGAAGUUGUGGAGAAGCUGAUCGUUGCACGACCUGAUUCAGUUCGGGUUGUACUUGACGGGAAUAAGACUGUUUUGCACUUGUGUGUUAAGUACAACCAAUUAAAGGCUUUGAACCUAUUGGUGAAAUCCUUGAGUGACGAUGGGGAUUUUCUCAAUUUCAAAACCUCUGGUGAUGGCAACACUAUCUUGCAUUUAGCUGUGAUGCAAAAACAAAUUGAGGUAGCUAGCCUCGCAGGCGGUGUUUGGUCACAUAGUGGAAAUGUUACUUUUUAUACUGGUCAUUACAUCAAAGUUGAUGCUGGAACGUCAGUUAUAGCCUUAAAAACGUUGGAGAAUUGUCCAAAAGAUUUCAAUAACUUUACCAUUCGCAACAUAUUAUUGGAUGCUGGUGCUAGGGUUGAAAGAGUGACUAAUCCAAGUGAGUCAGCAAAAACAACACAAUCAGGGAAGAAAUGGUGGAAGAAUUUGUCGAAACACUUGAAAUACGGAGCCUUAAAAAUGAUGGAGAAUUGUCCAAAAGAUUUCAAUAACUUUGCCAUUCGCAACAUGUUAUUGGAUGGCAUGACUCUUCAUCUUUCUGUCAUGUGCUCUACACGUGGCCUUUUUCGGGGGGAAAAUGAUUGA
This is a messenger RNA of Quercus robur (English oak), 1005 nucleotides long. Its product is annotated as ankyrin repeat-containing protein BDA1-like. Bases 1 to 1005 code for a protein of 334 amino acids. Gene Ontology annotation, molecular function: protein binding. Lineage: Eukaryota; Viridiplantae; Streptophyta; Magnoliopsida; Fagales; Fagaceae. The transcript has 5 exons. The record is from RefSeq and is a predicted model, not a curated record.